AUGGAAACAUUGCGGAAUUUGCACGUGAACUUAGUAAUCUCUCAAAAAAAAAACUCUUAUCCGAAAUCUGAUCUAUCGGGAGUUCUUCUCGAGGGGGAAAAUUCAAAUUCAGUUUUAUUUCCGAAACAACUCACGGCGACUGGCCUUCGAGCGCUUUUCGAUUCACAUCAAGUGAGAAGACAAGCGAGGAAGAAAAAAGAAUAAUUGCUUUUAGCUCACUAAAAUGGCGCACGUGGAAAGCUUCUAUUUGGAUUCCAAUCUGGAGCACGACGCCGUGGCACCACCAAUCACGGAGCUCGAAUUGGUACAAACUAGGCGAUACAUCGCCAGAUCUACUCAAAAUUGACUCGUUUCAGAUGGAAGCGGCCUUCAUUGUCGACAAGCCGCUCAACGACGACGUCAUCAGCCGCGUCGUCGCUUCGCAGCUCACGUUCGAGAAGGAGAGCCAAGUAGUCUCGCAGUAUUGCGUCGCCAGCGAACCGGAGCUCAGAAACCCGAACCUGCUAGAGAUGAGCAGCUCGAUUCUCGACAACAACAAGUACUUCGCGCCGCCGCCACGUGUCGAUUUGUCGCAGUACGCGUGGCACACGGACAUCGCCUCGUCGCAUCACCAGUACGCCCAGAGCCCCAACAUCUAUACGAACGACUACAUGACCAGCGAGCCGUCGGACUACGUGUACAUGUGA
Messenger RNA from Caenorhabditis sp. 36 PRJEB53466, 686 nucleotides. Lineage: Eukaryota; Metazoa; Nematoda; Chromadorea; Rhabditida; Rhabditidae. The record is from the annotation of a GenBank genome assembly.